AUGUCUCUGCACGCAGUGACAGUUGCCUCGGCUGUCACUUAUCAAGGAAGUCUCAGCAAAUCUCUUUGCCCCUUGUCCGAGGGUGGGAACCGGGAACGCCUUCCCCGCGGGCCCCGUUCGCAGCGCGCAGCUAGCUGGCCCUCGGCCGGGCGCUGUCAGUUCCUGCUCGGGCGCUGCCCGCUCCAGCCGCCGCAGGUUUUCCGGGCGCGCGAAGCCGUCCCGACGCCCCGGGCUCGCGGCACGUGGGCGGAGACACGGACCCGCCGCCGGCACCCCAGGGGCAGCGAGCCGAGCGAGGAUCCUGCGGGUGGGACCCGGAGCCCCGGUGCUGCGCGCGGAGGGAUGGCGUCGGCCCCGAGCGCUCCGGGCUGGGCACCGCGGCCCGUCCGGCUGCUGCUGUUGCAGCUGUUGCUCCUGCUGCUGCUAUUGCCGCCGCCCCCCGUCGUGUCCCCGGCCGCGACCCCGCGCAGCCUGAGUCCGCCCUACUUCAACCUGGCCGAGGUGGCUCGCAUUUGGGCCACCGCCACCUGCGGGGAGCGGGAGCCAAGCGGCACGCGGCCCCGGCCCGAACUCUACUGCAAGUUGGUGGGGGGACCCACCGCUCCUGGCAGCGGCCACACUAUACAGGGACAAUUCUGUGAUUAUUGCAAUUCUGAGGACCCCAGGAAAGCACAUCCAGCCAGCAAUGCAAUUGAUGGAUCUGAAAGUUGGUGGCAAAGCCCUCCUCUCUCCUCGGGCACAAUGUACAACAAAGUCAAUGUCACCUUGGAUCUUGGGCAGCUCUUCCAUGUGGCAUAUAUUUUAAUCAAAUUUGCAAAUUCUCCUCGUCCUGGUCUUUGGGUCUUAGAACGAUCUGUUGACUUUGGAAGCACCUACUCACCUUGGCAAUAUUUUGCCCAUUCUAGAUUAGACUGUCUGGAACAAUUUGGGAAACAGGCAAAUAUGGCCAUCAACAGAGAUGAUGAUGUACUUUGUACUACUGAAUAUUCACGAAUUGUCCCUUUAGAAAAUGGUGAGGUUGUGGUGUCCUUGAUAAAUGGCCGCCCAGGUGCAAAAAAUUUUACCUUCUCUUACACCCUGAGGGAAUUCACCAAGGCAACAAAUAUUCGCCUGCGUUUUCUCCGAACCAACACGCUCCUUGGACACCUCAUCUCUAAAGCACAGAGGGACCCAACUGUCACCCGUCGAUAUUAUUACAGCAUAAAGGACAUUAGCAUUGGUGGGCAGUGUGUUUGCAAUGGCCAUGCUGAGGUGUGCAACGCAAAUAAUCCUGAAAAACAGUUUCGGUGUGAAUGCCGGCACCAUACAUGUGGGGAGACAUGCAGUCACUGUUGUUCAGGGUACAAUCAGAAACUCUGGCAGCCUGCAAUGCGGGGAGAGAGCCAUGAGUGUGAAGCAUGUAAUUGUCAUGGUCAUGCCAUGGAUUGUUACUAUGAUCCAAAUGUUGAGAGGCUACAGGCAAGUUUGAAUAUCCAGGGCAUCUAUGCUGGUGGAGGAGUCUGCAUUAACUGUCAGCACAACACAGCUGGUGUAAACUGUGAGAAAUGUGCUAAAGGCUAUUACCGCCCAUUUGGAGUUCCAGUUGAUGCCCCCGAUGGCUGUAUUCCUUGUAGUUGUAACCCUGAACAUGCAGAGGAUUGUGAGCAGGGCUCAGGCCGCUGCAACUGCAAGCCAAAUUACAGUGGAGACAACUGUGAGAAGUGUGCGGCUGGAUACUACCAUUUCCCUGCAUGCUUGAGAAUUCCCAUUGCAUCUAUUUCUACUCCAAAACCAGAAGAUCCAAUAGCUGGAGAUAUAAAAGGCUGUGACUGUGAGCUGGAAGGAGUACUCCCAGAAAUCUGCGAUACCCAGGGACGGUGCCUGUGCCGCCCUGGGGUGGAGGGCCCCCGGUGUGACUCCUGCCGCUCAGAUGCCUACUCUUUCCCCAUUUGCCAAGCUUGUCAGUGCUCUGCGCUUGGCUCCUACCAAACUCCCUGCGACCCAGUGAGUGGUCAGUGCGCCUGCCGCCCAGGGAUUACAGGGCGGCGCUGUGACCGCUGUCUCUCAGGAGCCUUAGAUUUUCCCCACUGCCAAGACUCUGACAGUGACUGUGACCCCGCGGGUACUCUCAACUCCAGCCUGGGAUACUGCCAGUGUAAGCUUCAUGUAGAAGGUCCUACAUGUAGCAUCUGCAAACCAUUAUAUUGGAACCUUGCCCUAGAUGACCCCAGUGGAUGCUCAGACUGCCAGUGCCAUGCUGCAGGAACAGUAAGCGGAAUUGGAGAGUGUGGGCAGCGGGAUGGUGACUGUAGCUGCAAGUUCCACGUGAGUGGUGAUGCCUGUGACACGUGUGAGGAUGGCUACUUCUUUCUGACCGAAGACAGUUACUUUGGGUGUCAAGGUUGUCAGUGUGACAUUGGUGGAUCCAUCAGCCCUGUGUGCAGUGGGCCCUCAGGAGAGUGUCAGUGCCGAGAACACAUUGUGGGGAAAGCCUGCCAGCGACCUGAAAACAAUUACUAUUUCCCUGAUCUGCAUCAUAUGAAGUAUGAGAUUGAAGGUGGCAGCACACCAAAUGGAAGGGAGCUUCGAUUUGGGUUUGACCCCCUGGAGUUUCCUGAGUUCAGCUGGAGAGGCUAUGCUCAGAUGACCUCACUGCAGAAUGAAGUGAAGAUCCUGUUGAAUGUAGGGGAAUCAAGUCUUUCUUUAUUUCGUGUUAUUCUGAGAUAUGCUAACCCAGGCACUCAAGCAGUUUCUGGACAUAUAAUUAUUUAUCCAGCCUCAUCUACAGAAGGUGAUUCUCAAAGCAAAGAGAUCAUCUUCCUGCCAAGUAAGGAGCCAGCCUUUGUCACCAUCCCUGGAAAUGGUUUUGUAGACCCAUUUUUGAUGGCACCAGGAACAUGGUUUGCUUGUAUCAAGACCGAGGGAGUUCUCUUGGACUACCUGGUACUGCUCCCUCGGGAUUACUAUGAUGCACCUUCCUUAAAAUUGCCCAUCACCGAACCCUGUUCUGACAUAGGGCAUCCUGAAGAAAAUUGCUUGCUUUACCAGCAUUUACCGGUGACCCGAUUCCCCUGUGCCACAGCUUGUGAUGCCAGAUACUUCCUGCUUGAUGGGGAGCCCAGCCCCCUGGCAGUGAGGCAGCCCAGCCCAGCACACCCUGUCCUGGUUGACUUCCAGGGGAAAGAGGUACAGCUCCACUUGCAGCUCUGGGUCCCACAAGUUGGUCGCUAUGUGAUCGUGGUUGAAUAUGCCUCAGAAGCAGACCAAGCAACUGUGGCUGAUAUAGAUGUGGUGAGCUCUGGCUCUGUUGUGACAGGCCAGGUGACCAUCUACAGCUGCAAGUACAGCGUCCUGUGCCGCAGCGCUGUGACGGACGGUCAGCGCCGUUUGGCUGUGUAUGACCUAUUGGCAGAUACGGACAUUCAACUCAAAGCGCACAGGGCCAACUUCCUUCUGCAUCAGAUUUGUUUCAUACCUACUGAAGAAUUCUCAACUGAAUAUUUGAGCCCUCAAGUCAAAUGCAUUGCAAGUUAUGGGCAAAUUGCUGAUAAUCAGAGUGCUGCUUGUGUCUCCCUGGCCCCUGAAACUCCUCCAACAGCUUCAGUUAUAAAUGUCCUGAGCGGUGAGUCCUCACCUCCCCAACCUCAGAAUCCUUCACCUGCUGCCGAUGUUAUCACUGGCGUGACCUUGAAGGCCCCUCAGAGCCAAAGGACCAUGAAAGAACUUGUACCUCAUCCAGGAAGAUAUGUCUUUGUUAUCCAUUAUUGUCAGCCUGAGCACCCCACAUUUUCUGCUCAAGUGUUUGUGGAUGGAGGGGAACUGCGGCCAGGUGACUUUCGUGCUUCUUUUUGCCCCCAUGUGUUGGGCUGCCAAGACCAAGUUAUCUCAGAAAAUCAAGUUGAAUUUGAUGUCUCAGAACCUGAGGUGGCUGUGACAGUGAAGAUUCCAGAAGGAAAAUCCUUAGUGUUGGUCCGAAUUCUAGUGGUGCCUGCAGAAAACUACAACUACCAAAUCCUUCAUAAGAAGUCCCUGGAUAAGUCAUCUGAGUUCAUCACCAACUGUGGGGGAAACAGUUUUUAUAUCGACCCCCAAACAGCCUCCCAGUUUUGCAAGACUUCUGCCACAUCAUUGGUGGCCCUUUACCACAAGGGUGCACUGCCUUGUGAGUGCCACCCAGCUGGGGCCAUUGGCCACCACUGCAGCCCCAAUGGUGGACAGUGCCCCUGCCGACCUGGUGUCACAGGGCAGAAAUGCAGCCGCUGUCAGGUGGGCUACUUCGGAUUCCCACACUGCAAACCAUGCAGCUGUGGUGGACGCCUCUGUGAUGAGAUGUCCGGGAGGUGCCUUUGCCCGCCCCACACAGUCAGGCCCCAGUGUGAUGUGUGUGAGCCCAACUUCUUCAGCUUCCACCCCUUGACGGGCUGUGAAAUAUGUAACUGUUCCAAGAUGGGCACCCUAGGGACUGAAAGCCCAGAGUGUGACAGCCAGCAUGGGCAGUGCAGAUGCAAGCCCAGGGUCACAGGGCGGCAGUGUGACCGAUGUGCCAGUGGAUUUUACCGCUUCCCUGAGUGCCUUCCCUGUCUGUGCAACAAGGAUGGUACGACAUCACAGAUUUGUGACCCAGAUACGGGAGCUUGCCUCUGCAAAGAAAAUGUGGAAGGUCCAGAAUGCAGUGUGUGUCGAAAAGGAUCAUUCCAUUUAGAACCAUCAAAUCCUAAGGGCUGUACCAACUGCUUUUGUUUUAGAGUAAAUAAUCUCUGUCAGAGUACAAAUAAGAGAAGAACUAAGUUUGUGGAUAUGGUGGGCUGGCACCUCGAGACAGCAGAUGGGGGCCACAUCCCUGUAUCAUUCAACCCAGGCAGCCGAAGUGUGGUAGCAGAUAUCCAGGAGCUGCCUGCAACAGAGCACAGUGCCUUCUGGGUGGCACCGCCUUCCUACCUGGGGGACAAGGUUUCUUCAUAUGGUGGAUACCUCACCUACCAAAUCAAGUCCUUUGGCCUCCCCGGUGAUAUGGUUCUUCUGGGAAAGGAGCCAGAUGUACACCUCACUGGUCAGCACAUGUCCAUCAUCUAUGAGGAUUCAAAUAGCCCCCGGCCAGAUCGACUUCAUCAGGGCCGUGUGCAGCUGGUGGAGAGGAACUUCAGACACACCAGCAGCGGUGCCCCUGUGUCAAGGGAAGAGUUGAUGACUCUGCUGUCUAGACUGGAAGGUGUGCGCCUGAGAGGCCUUUACUUCACUGAGACGCAGCGACUCACCCUGGGCGAGGUGGGGCUGGAGGAAGCUUCUGACUCGGGAAGUGGACGCCGAGCGCAUCAUGUGGAGAAGUGUGCCUGCCCCCCUAACUACCAGGGUGACUCAUGCCAGGGUUGCAGCCCUGGAUAUUACUGGGAUAACAAUGGAUUAUAUCCUGGACGCUGUGUUCCCUGCAGUUGCAACGGACACUCAACUCGAUGCCAAGACGGCUCAGGAAUAUGUAUCAACUGCCAACAUAAUACCGCUGGUGACCACUGUGAGCGCUGCAAAGACGGUUACUAUGGGAGUGCCCUGCAUGGGUCCUGUCAGGUCUGUCCAUGUCCUCAUUCAAACAGUUUUGCCACUGGCUGUGUUGUGACUGGGGGAAAUGUGAAGUGCUCCUGCAAACCUGGAUACACAGGAACACAGUGUGAAAGGUGUGCACCGGGAUAUUUUGGGAAUCCCCAGAAAUUUGGAGGUAGUUGCCAACCAUGCAAUUGCAAUAACAAUGGCCAGUUGAGCAGUUGUGACCCCAUAACAGGAGAGUGCAUGAACCAAGAACCCAAAGACAGUGGCCCUGGAGAAGAAUGUGAUGAUUGUGACAGCUGUGUGAUGACACUCCUGAAUGACCUGGCCAGCAUGAGCAAUGAGCUUCACUUGGUCAAGUCCCAGCUGCAGGGAUUUAGUGCCAGUGCGGAUACUCUGGAGCAGAUGAGGCACUUAGAGACCCAGACUAAGGAUCUGAGGAAUCAGUUGCUCAACUAUCGUUCUGCCAUUUCAAAUCAUGGUUCAAAAGUGGAUGGCCUAGAAAAAGAACUGAGUAGCUUGAAUCAUGAAUUUGAGACUUUGCAAGAAAAGGUUCAAAUAAAUUCCAGAAGAGCACAAACAUUAAAUAACAAUGUUGACCAGACAAUGAAAAGUGCUGAAGAACUGGAUGCCAAACUUAAAACUGUCACCAGUAAUGUGAACAUUCUUUUGAAGCAGAUCUCUGGGACUGAUGGGGAAGGUAACAAUGUCCCUUCAGGAGAUUUCUCGAGAGAGCUGGCAGAAGCUGAACGGAUAAUGAGAGAGCUGAGGAGCCGAGACUUUGGAAAGCAACUGAGAGAAGCAGAAGCAGAAAGAAGAGAGGCUCAGCUUUUGCUGAAUCGAAUCAGGAACUGGCUGGAAAGCCACCAUGGGGAGAACAGUGGACUGGUCAAGAGCAUCCGGGAUUCUUUAAAUGACUAUGAAGCCAAAGUCAAUGACCUGCGUGCCAUGGUACAGGAAGCAGCAGCCCAAACCAAGCAGGCCAGUGGCCUCAACCAGAAAAAUGAGAAGGCUUUGGAGUCCAUUAGGAGACAAGUUAAAGAGAUGAAUUCCCUGCAGAGUGAUUUCACUAAGUAUAUAACAAAUGCAGAUGCAUCCUUACAGCAAACCAGAAUGCUGCUACAGCAGAUGGGGAAAAGCCAUGAGGGCUAUAAAAUGUUAGCUGCCACUUUAAAUGAAGCAAGACAAGAACUAAGUAACAAAGUGAGAGAACUUUCCAAAGCUGCUAGCAAAACGUCUCUGGUCGUGGAGGCAGAAAAGCAUGCCCAGUCAUUGCAAGAGCUGGCAAAGCAGCUGGAGGAGAUCAAAAGGAAUGCCAGUAAGGAUGAGCUGGUGCGUGGUGCUAUAGAGGCUGCCACUGCCUACGAUAAUAUCAUCAAUGCUAUCAAAGCUGCUGAGGACGCCGCUGACAGAGCCUCCAGUGCCUCAGAGUCUGCCCUCCAGACACUGACAAAUGAAGAUCUUCCUCGAAAAGCUAAAACCCUGAGUUCUGACAGUGAUAGACUAUUAAAGGAAUCCAAGAUAACACAGAAGAAGCUACAACAGGAAAUCAGUCCAGCUCUCAACAACCUACAUCAAACUCUGAAAAUCGUGACAGUUCAGAAAGAACUGAUAGAAACCAAUCUCACAGCCAUCCAUGAUGAUCUCCGUGGGAUAGAGAGAGAUGAUAUUGAUGGCAUGAUCAGUAGUGCAAAGAGCCUGGUCAAAAAUGCCAAUGACAUCACAGAUGGGGUUCUGGAUGAACUCAAUCCCAUUCAGACAGAUGUGAAAAGAAUAAAAGACACCUACGAGAAUGCACAGAGUGAAGACUUCAGCAAAGCCCUCACAGAUGCAGAUAACUCAGUAAAGAAAUUAACCAACAAGCUGCCUGAUCUUUUGAGCAAGAUUGAAAGUAUCAACCAACAGCUGUUGCCUCUGGGCAACAUCUCUGACAAUGUGGACAGAAUCCGAGAGUUAAUCCAGCAGGCCAGAGAUGCUGCCAACAAGGUUGCUGUUCCCAUGAGGUUCAAUGGUAAAUCUGGAGUUGAAGUUCGGCUGUCCAAUGACCUGGAAGAUAUGAAAGGAUACACAUCUCUUUCUUUGUUUCUCCAAAGACCUGAUCCAAGAGAAAAUAGGGGAACAGAGAACAUGUUUGUGAUGUACCUUGGAAAUAAAGAUUCCUCCAAGGACUAUAUUGGUAUGGCAAUUGUCAAUGGCCGACUCACAUGUAUCUACAAUCUGGGAGAUCAGGAGGCUGAACUCCAAGUGGAGCAGAUGUUGACCAAAAGUGAAUCUCAGGAGGCAGUUAUGGACCGGGUGAAAUUUCAAAGAAUUUAUCAGUUUGCAAAGCUUAAUUACACCAGAAAAGCCACAUCUAGUAAAUCAGAAAUGCCUCAAUUUUAUGACAUGGAUAGUGGAAAUAGCAAAACACUCCUGAAUUUGGAUCCUGAAAAUACUGUAUUUUAUGUUGGAGGUUACCCAGAUAAUUUUAAACCUCCCCAUAGAAUACAUUUUCCUCCAUACAAAGGUUGUAUUGAAUUAGAUGACCUCAAUGAAAAUGUGAUAAGCUUGUACAAUUUCAAAUCAGCGAUCAAUCUCAACACAACUGAGGUGGAGCCCUGUAGAAGGAGAAAGGAAGAGUCGGACAAAAAUUACUUUGAAGGUACAGGUUAUGCUCGAGUUCCAACGCAACCAAAUUCCUCUUUCCCAACCUUUGGACAGACAAUUCAAACCACCGUGGACAGAGGUUUGCUGUUCUUUGCAGAGAACCAGGAUCACUUCAUCUCUCUAAAUAUAGAAGAUGGUGUUCUCGUGGUGUGGUACAAACUGAAUUCAGAGCUGCCCAAGAAAAGCAAAUUCAAUGACAUCAUAAAUAAUGGGAAAGAUCAUUCGAUUCUCAUCAAAAUUGGAAAAGUCCAGAAACUUAUGUGGAUAAAUAUGAAUACCAAAAACAUUAAAAUUGAAGCAGAAAUAUUUGAUUUCAACACAUACUAUCUGGGAGGAAUUCCAAUUGCAAUCAGGGAAAGAUUUAACAUCUCAACACCUGCAUUCCGAGGCUGCAUGAAAAAUCUGAAGAAAACAACUGGCGUUGUGAGGUUGAAUGAUACUGUGGGAGUAACCAAAAAAUGCUCAGAAGACUGGCAGCUUGUGCGAUCUGCCUCAUUCGCCAGGGAAGGACAACUGAGUUUCGCCAAUCUAGACACCCCAUUGCCCGACUUUUAUCAGGCAUCUUUUGGAUUUCAGACUUUUCAACCCAGUGGCAUUUUGUUAAAUCAUAGGACAGGGUCAGGUAAUUUGCAGGUCACUUUGGAAGAUGGUCAUAUUGAGCUGAAUACGAGAGAUAGCAGCAAUCCACUCCUCAGAUCUCCACUGACCUACAUGGAUGGAUUACUGCAUUAUGUGACAGUAAUCAGUGAUGGCUCUGGGCUCCGGCUUCUCAUUGAUGACCAGGUUCUGAAAAGCAACCAAAGGCUGCAGGGCUUUUCCAACUCCAAACAGCCCUUACGUCUGGGUGGGAGUAACUUUGAGGGAUGCAUCAGCAAUGUUUUUGUCCAAAGGUUGUCUCAGAGUCCCAUGGUUUUAGAUUUCGUCAACAAAUCUACCAAGAAACAGGUGUCCCUGGGAGGCUGUGAUUUAAACAAACCACCUUUCCUGAUGCUGCUCAAAGGUUCUACAAAGUUUACCAAAGCGAAGACAUUUGAUAUUGAUCAACUGUUACAGGACUCACCAGGAGCCACCUUGAAGAGUGCAGCAAUAUUGAAAGAGGCACAGGCUUGCUCUUCCUCUUCUGGGGCCCUCAGGUUUGGGAGCACUCCCUCCAGCCACAUGCUAUUCACACUGCCACCUGAACUGCAGAACCCCAGGUGGCAGUUUGCAGUAGAUGUGCAGACGGUGUCCCCGAGAGGACUUGUGUUUUCCACAGGCACCACAGACACCCACGUGGCUCUCUAUCUUUCAAAAGGACGGCUGGUCUUCAUGAGGGGCACAGAGGGAAAAAAGAUGAGGCUCAAAAGCAAAGAGAAAUGCAACGAUGGAAAGUGGCAUACGGUGGUGUUUGGGCAAGAUGGAGAAAGGGGGCAGUUGGUUGUGGAUGGUCUAAAGAGCCGAGAGGGAACUUUGCCUGGAAAUUCCACUGUCAGCCUUAGCUCGCCAAUCUACCUGGGAUCACCUCCAGCAAGGAAUCUAAAGGGUCUCCCAGCAAACAGCUUUGUAGGAUGCCUAAGGAACUUCCAACUCAAUUUGAAACCCCUGGAUAAGCCUUCUGCAAGCUUUGGGCUGUCUCCCUGCUUGGGUGGCUCUUUGGAGAAGGGCAUUUAUUUCUCCCAGGAAGGAGGCCAAGUGGUUCUAGCUAACUCCGUGUUCCUGGGGCCAGAAUUUAAGCUUGUCUUCAGCAUUCGCCCAAGAAGUCUCACUGGAAUUCUUGUAUUCAUUGGGACCCAAGCUGGGAAGCACCUGUGUGUGUAUAUGGAGGCAGGAAAGGUCAUAGCAUCUGUAGAGAGUGAAGCUGGUGGCAUUUCAACAUCGGUCACACCAAAACAAUCUCUGUGUGAUGGUCAGUGGCACUCCGUGACAGUUACCAUAAAACAACACAUCUUGCAUCUGGAACUGGACUCAGACAACAGCUACACAGCAGGACAACUCCCCUUCCCACCUGUCAGCACUCAGGAGCCCUUGCACAUUGGAGGUGUCCCAGCUAAUUUGAAGACCCUUAAGAUCCCAGUGUGGAAAUCAUUUUCUGGCUGCCUGAAGAACAUUCAAGUCAACCACACUCCUGUCCCUAUCACUGAGGCCAUGGAAGUCCAGGGGACUGUCAGUCUGAAUGGCUGUCCUGACCAUUAAUGUGGAAGAGUGAGAAAAUUCUCCUCACCAGCACUGAUGUCCAAGAUGCCUCCCUCUCCCCACUCAGGAUCGUUCUUGACUUAAGACACCAUCAAAUAGGUUUCAUUGCAAAUCUAAUUUCUAAUUCCAACCACAUCUAACUAU
Molecule: messenger RNA, 10479 nt
Organism: Suncus etruscus (white-toothed pygmy shrew)
Lineage: Eukaryota; Metazoa; Chordata; Mammalia; Eulipotyphla; Soricidae
Gene: LAMA3
Product: laminin subunit alpha 3
Exons: 76
Coding region: 1-10335 (3444 amino acids)
Biological process (GO): regulation of cell migration; regulation of embryonic development; cell adhesion
Cellular component (GO): basement membrane
Molecular function (GO): signaling receptor binding
Source: RefSeq, a predicted model, not a curated record